Messenger RNA from Trematomus bernacchii (emerald rockcod), 2283 nucleotides. Its product is annotated as cleavage and polyadenylation specificity factor subunit 7-like. Lineage: Eukaryota; Metazoa; Chordata; Actinopteri; Perciformes; Nototheniidae. Gene Ontology annotation, cellular component: mRNA cleavage and polyadenylation specificity factor complex. Gene Ontology annotation, molecular function: mRNA binding. Gene Ontology annotation, biological process: mRNA alternative polyadenylation. The record is from RefSeq and is a predicted model, not a curated record. The transcript is spliced from 9 exons. Bases 291 to 1967 code for a protein of 558 amino acids.
UUCACGUACUGAAAUUAGCACUAGCAUUAGCUGAUCAUAGAGCGAACCAAUAAUAGUCCAACACUAUUUGUAUUGUAACCCUUACAUGAAAGCCCGUUCAUGUUAUUUGAAAGUGGUUAUUAAAACAUUACCUAUUGACGAGCCUCGCUUGUUGUAUUCUCGGUUUAUCAUCGUCUUUUGUUGAGCUAACUUGUCAUUUUGUGCAAAAUCGUGCGGUUGGUUCAAGUAAGCUAACGUUAUUAACGCGGCGUAACGUUAUCGAAAAUCCUUUUUUUUUUUUUACAUUGCAUAUGUUGACGGUAUGCACUGGUAAUUUUUUUAAAGUGUGCAUUUGCAAAGGACACUUAAAACAAAGAAACAAAACGUUAGCUCCAGUACCAUCAACUGGAUCAUCUUCGGCCCACGGGAUGGCUGCUGCAGCCAGACCAAGUGCCGCCCAGAAGGAGCUCAUGGAUCUGUACGGGGAUUUGAAUGAAAACGACGAAGACUUUGACACAAUUGCUGAAGCAAAUGAACUUUAUGAUGCUGUUUUGACCGGCUCAGUCGAUCGGGACAAGAAAGGCAGUACAAAUGCAGCGAGUCCUAACAAGACCCCUACUCAAGAGGAGGCUAACUCAACAACAGAGAAAUGCCCAGACAAAGGACACCCACAGAGGAGACUGGCUAUAUAUAUUGGAAAUUUCCCCUGGUGGACAACUGACAAGGACAUCGUGAGCCUGGCUCAAACGUUGGGUGUGCAGGACAUCAAAGAGAUCAAAUUUGCUGAGAAUAAAAUUAAUGGCCAGUCGAGAGGGUUCGCCGAAGUAGAGGUCACCUCAAACGAGUCAUUGAAAAUAUUGUUUAAAAAAAUACCCAAAUGUGAGCUCAAUGGGGAGAGGAUAGACUGCCGCCUUGCCACCAGCCAGAACCUUGGUGUGUUUGAAGACAUGGCAAAUAGACGUAUACCCAUGCGCAUUAGUUACUUAGAUCCUAAGGUCUCAGAUUCUUCGAACAAGAUUCCCUCAUUAUUACCACAGGAGCCCAAUCCUUCCCCUUUACCUCCACACUACCCAUCACAUCCAAUUGCAAACAGGUUUCCAUCAUUACCCAACCCUUACCAUGGUCAUCCUCCACCUCCCUUCCCACACAUGCCUCCACACAUGCCCCCACACAUGCCUCCACACAUGCCCCCACACAUGCCUCCACACAUGCCUCCACACAUGCCUCCGCCCAUGCUUCCACCCAUGCCUCCACCCGCCAUGCCGCCCCCUUAUUUCCCUCCUCAUCCAGUCCAUAUUCCCAGCCAACCUCCCAGUCUACAUGUCAAUCCAGCCUUCUUCACGCCAGCACCAGACGGGCCCAGCAGCAACGCUUACAGUCAACAACAGCGCACAUCUCAAAGUCAAGAUGCAGAUUUUGAGCAGCUGAUGAACAGAAAUAGAGCUAUUGCCAGCAGUGCCAUCAGCAAGGCUGUGUCUGGAGCAACAACCGGAGACUUGCGGGUGGCCAUGGAGACUCUAUUAACUGCCAUUGCCAUCAUUAAGCAGUCCAGAGUGUAUACAGAUGAACGCUGCCAGGCCCUGGUCACCUCGCUCAAAGACUGUCUAGUCUCUAUCCAGGGAAACUGCAGCUACAGGAAAAGCAGUCGUUCUGGGGAAGAAGAAAGAGACCGGGACAGGGGUCGUGACAGAGAGCGCGAGCGGGAUCGAGAGCGCGACAGAGAAGACUCUUCUGAUUGGGACGUUGCAGGAAUGUCCCGAAGACACCGGCAACAUUCCCGAAGCGAAGAGAAAGACAAAGAACGCUCCCGGGAAAGGGAAAGGCACAGAGAUCACAGAGAUCAGCGAGAUCAGAGAGAGCACAGAGAUCAGCGAGACCAGCGAGACCAGCGAGAUCAGCGAGACCAGCGAGAUCAGCGAGACCAGCGAGACCAGAGGGAUCAGAGAGAUCAGAGAGAGCAGAGGGAUCAGAGAGGCCGUUACCGCUAACAUGACAGAUGGAGUGUUGAAGUGUGGUGAAGAGCAGACAGGACUAUUUGUUUCUGCACAAAGUGCUUCAAAUCUGGAGAUAUCCAAGGUGAGACUGAAGAUGAAGAAUUCUAAAGUGUACUUUUUGGUUCACCAGUCAUCUGUAAAUACUGCAACUUUAACUUGUUUUAAGAAAAAAUUUGAUUAUAGAUUGUUGCUGGGACAAUUUCUUGAUUGCAUGCGCAGGAACACUCAAUAACUUGUGAACACAAUGUAAUGUUUUCAUCACUUUCUUUUGUAUUCAAUUUAAGAUUAAAAACAUUCCCUGAAAAUGUGA